Molecule: messenger RNA, 821 nt
Organism: Leptonychotes weddellii (Weddell seal)
Lineage: Eukaryota; Metazoa; Chordata; Mammalia; Carnivora; Phocidae
Source: RefSeq, a predicted model, not a curated record
UGGAGUUCCAUGGAGUGAUGAGAUUUUAUUUUCAAGAUAAAGCUGCUGGGAAUUUUGCAACAAAAUGCAUUCGGGUCUCUAGUACUGCCACCACUCAAGAUGUGAUCGAGACGCUGGCGGAGAAAUUCCGGCCUGACAUGCGGAUGCUGUCGUCCCCCAAGUACUCCCUCUAUGAAGUGCAUGUCAGCGGAGAAGAAAGAAGAUUGGAUAUAGAUGAGAAGCCCCUAGUUGUUCAGUUGAAUUGGAAUAAAGAUGAUCGAGAGGGCAGAUUUGUUCUUAAGAAUGAGAACGAUGCCGUUCCUCCUAAGAAGGCUCAGAGCAAUGGACCUGAAAAACAGGAGAAAGAAGGUGUUAUCCAGAACUUCAAGAGAACUCUCUCAAAGAAAGAAAAGAAGGAGAAAAAGAAGAGAGAAAAAGAGGCAGUGAGGCAGGCGUCUGAUAAGGACGAUAGGCCUUUCCAAGGGGAUGACAUUGAGAAUUCCCGACUGGCUGCUGAGGUUUACAAAGACAUGCCUGAAACCAGCUUUACCCGAACGAUUUCGAAUCCGGAGGUGGUCAUGAAGCGUCGCCGGCAGCAGAAACUAGAGAGGAGGAUGCAGGAGUUCCGGAGCUCGGACGGGCGGCCUGACUCAGGUGGAACAUUGAGAAUUUAUGCAGAUAGUUUAAAACCAAAUAUUCCCUACAAGACAAUCCUGCUGUCUACCACAGAUCCUGCAGACUUUGCUGUGGCUGAAGCUUUAGAGAAAUACGGUCUGGAAAAAGAAAAUCCUAAAGAUUACUGCAUUGCCCGGGAUUACGGAGGAAUGGUUGCAGUGCGGUAA